Molecule: messenger RNA, 3011 nt
Organism: Monomorium pharaonis (pharaoh ant)
Lineage: Eukaryota; Metazoa; Arthropoda; Insecta; Hymenoptera; Formicidae
Gene: tws
Product: protein phosphatase PP2A 55 kDa regulatory subunit
Biological process (GO): peptidyl-serine dephosphorylation
Cellular component (GO): protein phosphatase type 2A complex; cytosol
Molecular function (GO): protein phosphatase regulator activity; protein binding
Source: RefSeq, a predicted model, not a curated record
CUGCGGAGGUAGUGAAACCUGGUUGCGCAGUGACGUCACUUUGUAGCUGUGUUGUGCGGUUAUGCGUCUGUGAAUUUCCGCCAUUGAGAAUAGUUAGGUCGAAAGCGCUUUAUAGCAUGGUGGUUGAUCAAAAAUAUGUUUCAAGGGAUUGUUGACGAACGAUUCGGAUCUCGGAUGUUUUUCGCGUAACAAACAAUUCUCUUGUUGCCGGCGUGUGUCGCGCGCGCGCGCGCGCGCACAAACGGACGUAUUCUCUCCGAGAGAAGAGUGUAUGUACAUUCGCUAUUGGACUCCACAGCAGAAGUAAACUCGCAAUUGCGUCAAGGCACUUCGCUUGCGUGUGUUAUUCUUCGUGUGUCGUGUCGAAAUGGCCGGUAAUGGUGACAUACAGUGGUGUUUUUCUCAAGUAAAGGGAACCUUAGAAGAUGAUGUUACAGAAGCUGAUAUAAUCUCAUGUGUUGAAUUUAAUCACGAUGGUGAUCUCCUUGCAACAGGAGACAAGGGUGGACGUGUUGUCAUUUUUCAAAGAGACCCCAUUAGUAAAAACAGUAUACCACGAAGAGGUGAAUACAAUGUGUAUAGCACUUUCCAGAGUCACGAACCUGAGUUUGAUUACCUAAAAUCACUAGAAAUAGAAGAAAAAAUUAAUAAAAUUAGAUGGUUAAAGAGAAAGAAUCCUGCCCACUUUCUGCUUUCCACGAAUGAUAAAACAAUCAAGCUGUGGAAAGUUAGUGAGAGAGAUAAAAGAGUGGAAGGAUAUAAUACAAAAGAGGAGAAUGGCACGAUACGUGAUCCUGCCUGCAUCACUGCCUUGAGGGUGCCAACCAUAAAACCAAUGGAGUUGAUGGUAGAAGCAUCACCAAGGAGAAUAUUUGCUAAUGCACACACUUAUCAUAUAAACAGUAUAAGUGUUAACAGUGAUCAAGAAACAUACCUCAGUGCUGAUGAUCUUAGAAUUAAUCUUUGGCAUCUUGAGAUAACUGACCAGAGUUUUAAUAUAGUAGACAUUAAGCCAACUAAUAUGGAAGAGUUAACGGAAGUCAUAACUGCAGCGGAAUUUCAUCCUGCCGAAUGCAACGUGUUGGUAUACAGUAGUAGCAAAGGAACUAUUAGACUUUGCGAUAUGAGAUCUGCUGCUCUCUGCGAUCAGCACAGUAAGCUUUUCGAGGAGCCUGAAGAUCCAACUAAUAGAAGUUUUUUCUCAGAAAUUAUUUCAAGUAUAAGCGAUGUAAAGCUUAGUAAUUCCGGAAGAUAUAUGAUUAGUAGAGACUACCUCAGCGUAAAAGUAUGGGACUUACAAAUGGAGACAAAACCAAUCGAAUGUUAUCCCAUUAUACAACGGUAUAUAUUGACGUGAGGCACGUUGAACUGAAAACUCUCAGUGGAACCACGGGUACCAGAAUAGUGACGAUAGUCAACUACUAGUCUGUCAGUGGUUGACUGACCGAGGUGUACGUAGCGCCGUCCACGCAGUUUACAUUCAUACAUGCUAUAUAUACAUAGACAGAAUUGUACACUCCAUACUUUGUCGCGUGCAUAUGUGUUUGUAAAAGAUGUGCAAAUACGAAACACGCAUAACUCUCCAGGCUAUCAAUAAAUUCGCUAAUUCAAAUAUAUUUGCAGACUUGUAGAAAUGAGAUAUUUGACAGAAUAUGUGAUUUAACUAAUUUGCAGACUCGUGUUGGCAGUUGAUAUACAAUUUAUAAAUAUAUUAAUAAUCUUUUGAUUAUAUUAUAAAAAUUGUGCCAUUGCACAGUAGCCUAUAUAUGACUUUGCUACAGACCACCGGAGUGUGGUUAAUUAAACACAUUGAUGAAACAAAUGACAGGGAUUACGAUGAGAAUUACGAGUCGUUCGUCUUGAGUGUGUUGAGAUUAUGUACAAUUUAUAUGAAUAUGUAGUACAACUUUUUAAAUACGCUUAAUUAGCAUGGGAAAAAAAGAAAUAAAAUGCGAAAGAGGUCAGUUGUACCAAUGAGAUUAAUCUGUAAUUAUUGUAAUUAUGUAAUUUUACUUAUUACUCAUUACGAUAUCUAAAUUGUAAACUAAAGAAGAUACGCGAUAAUCGCUUAAGCAAAUCUCUCUAAAUUACUUUGCAAUUAACAUUGAUUCGAGCGUCACUGACCUCUACAUAAGAAUACAGAGUAAGUCAAUAAGAUUUACGAAUAAAUAAUGACAAUUAUUACUAUGAGAAUUAGACUUUCGGUAAAGUAACUUGUGUGUCUACAUUAUUUGUAGACAUUAUUUCUAUCAUUUACAAUUCGAUAUCACAUUUAUUAAAUGCGGGUACGCAUAGGCCUAUUUUCUCGUUAAUUUAUCAUUAUCGCCAACUAAUUGUUUUUCAGUCGCCAAUACGAGUCAAAAUGAUAGAGAAUAUAAUAAAUUAGUAUGUUUUUACACACACACACACACACACACACACACACACACACACACACAACACGCGCGCGCAUGAUGUGUGUGGAAAUACAAAAUGUCGCUGCAUUAAAUACAAGCAAUAAGUGGCGCCGAUUUAAGACCAUUUAUAAUAAAAUAUCAAUUGUAAUUUUCUAACAAAAAAAAACAUACCUAAAUUGAGAGAUAAACAAAUCGCUUAGAUAUGGAAUACAGAUUUUCUAAUCUUUCUUAAUAACUUAUUGACACAUUCUUAUACUCCUACAGAUAUAAGCGGCAAUUUCGUACAUGAAUACAAUAAAUCUAAAAGUGCAUUUGUGACGAUGAUAAGCUGGGCUUGCAGAGUUUAUAUAAAUAAAUUGCUGAAUAAUAUACAUCAGCAUAAUGUAACUUUGAUAAAUAUUCAAAUCAUAAAACAAUAUACAUGUUAAAAAUUCACACGCAUUUUUCUACAAUCUUUUUAUUAUUUAAUUUCUUUGUACAUAUAUGUCGGCUAAUUGUAAUUGCGACACUUGAUUAUAUUCUAAAGUCAUCAAGCAUUGAUAGACAUGUACUACAAAAUAUAAAAAUAUGUACAGUCACCAACAAGACACUAUUAAAGAUCGAUGAUUUACGGAA